Anarrhichthys ocellatus (wolf-eel) is the source of this 1407-nucleotide messenger RNA. Its product is annotated as POU domain, class 4, transcription factor 2-like. The coding region runs from base 413 to 790 and encodes 125 amino acids. The transcript has 2 exons. The record is from RefSeq and is a predicted model, not a curated record. Lineage: Eukaryota; Metazoa; Chordata; Actinopteri; Perciformes; Anarhichadidae.
CGCCGAACUCGAGGCUUCAAAACGUCCACAAACCAACGAGUGACGUCACGAUGACUACGUCCACUUCUUAUAUUUUAUGCAAAUUAAGUAGAUGACAUCAUCUUUUUCCCAAACGAUCCAUUUUAGCGUGUCCACACCGAUACAAAGUAACGGCCAUUUUUAAAACCUUUUUAGAAGGCGUUUUCAAAAGCAUCUGUUUUGGUGACCUAAAACUCGUAUUUGUAGUAAUAGUGGAAUAUUGUUGUAAACGUAGUCGGUGUUCAAUGUCAGGAAUAUAAACUAACCUGAAACACUGACGCCCCCCCGCAGCGCUCUCUCCUCUGUGACCUCUCACCUCUGUUGUUGUCUGUUGUAUCCGUUGGCUCAUCCUUUACAGGCCGGGACAGAGCAGGCAGUCGGCCCACAGUCUGUGAUGUCAUCACCACGCGCCAUCCCGACUCUCCAUCAACACCCAUCUCUGACUGUGUACUUGACCAGCAGACCCCGUAGCCCUCCUCAGCCCCCUCCUCCUCCGCUGCCGCCAGGCCGACCGCCGCCGCCCACUCCUCCACAGGAGCGAGGAAACGAGACGCAGGAGGACGCAGGAGGAGGAGGAGGAGGAGGAGGAGGAGGAGGAGGAGGUGGGGAGGCCGCAGUGACCAUGGCGACGACGGCAGGAGGAGGAGGAGGAGGUGUGGAAGACUGGGAGGAGAGAGACACUCCUCUACGCCAACUAGAAGCUGUGGAAGGAGAGGAGAGGGAGGGAGGGAGGGCGCCACGAGCCAUCGAUAACCAGUACUCCUUCUUCUGAUGAAGGGAGGAGGAGGAGGAGGAGUGUGUAUGUUUGUGUUUGAGUGUGUGUGUGAGCAGAUGUGAGAUUGGAUGAGGCAGCGUACAUCAUAGCCAUUCAUAACCAGUAUUUUUAUUUUGUUAGCAAGGUGGAGGAGAGAAGGAGGAGGAGGAGAGGAGGAGGUGUAAAAAGUACUAACACUAAACGAGAGAGAGAAGACGGAGAGCAGCUUUACAACACUAACUAGCGGUACAUUUCUUUUUUAAUUGUUAAUGUUUUUAGUCCGAUAAGCUUUGUGUGUUGUUGUUUUUUGCCGGUUCGACUCCUAAAGAACUCUUCUGUUGUUCGUGAACAGUAAACGGAGCUCGAGGGUUGAAGCCGACAGUCUUGAUACCUCAACCGUGGUCCACACGCUAGCCAGAGGCCCAACCUCUCUACAGACGUUAGGUACGGUACGGAGGCCCCGGGGGGACAAAUCGUCCUGUGUUUGUGACGUAAGGUUCAAUAAGGAUUAGUUCCUUUAUUCAAUAUUUAAUCAUGUGAGAAAAAGUAUGUUUGUUCACGUGAAAACAUCUCCUUCAAACUACUGGAUUUAUUCAAGUUCAUCACCAAAACUACAUUUUACAGAUGACAUGUGA